AUGAGCAGUAAUGAAGAGUUGGUCAGGCAGAAGGAUGAGGCAGACAUGAAGACUGACGGUCUGCAGAAGGAGCUGGAAGGUGAGCAUGCUAAGGCAGUGGAGGAGAAGGAGAGCCUUCAGAAGGAGUUGGAAGCAGAGAGAGCCACGGUGGCUGCUGAAAAGGAGAGCCUUCAAAAGGAGUUGGAGGCAGAGAAAGCCAAGGCAACUACUGAAAAUGAGAGCCUUCAGAAGGAGUUGGAUGCAGAGAGAGCCACAGCGGCUGUUGAAAAGGAGAGCCUUCAGAAGGAGUUGGAGGUAGAAAAAGCCAAGGCAACUGCUAAAAAUGAGAGCCUUCAAAAGGAGUUGGAUGCAGAGAAAGCCAAGGCAACUGCUGAAAGGGCGACCCUGGAUAAGGAGUUGGCGGAGGAGAGGGCUAAGGCAGCCUCUGAAAGGGCGGCUUACCCCGAUCUGUAUGUUGCAGCAGUGGACCAAUCCAAGGGAUUUGCUGAAUUUCAAAUAGCAGUGGAUGCCGCAGUCGCCAGUAGCUUGGCGAGGGAGGAGUCUGGGGGGUCGGGUCUGUCGAGGAUGACCGCUGGGGGAAGGACUGAGGCAGAAGUGAUUGAGGGCUUCCAGCGGGCUGCCAUGGAGGUCGAGGGGUUUUUGGAGAGGAAAAAGAGGAAAUCGGAUGAUCGUAGCCCGGCCAUGAAAGCCGUGAGGAUGACCUUGUUUCCACUACUGGCAGGGCUUCGGUGUUGA
Molecule: messenger RNA, 735 nt
Organism: Camellia sinensis
Lineage: Eukaryota; Viridiplantae; Streptophyta; Magnoliopsida; Ericales; Theaceae
Source: RefSeq, a predicted model, not a curated record